This is a messenger RNA of Alosa sapidissima (American shad), 879 nucleotides long. RefSeq names its product trafficking protein particle complex subunit 1 (gene trappc1). Gene Ontology annotation, cellular component: TRAPP complex. Lineage: Eukaryota; Metazoa; Chordata; Actinopteri; Clupeiformes; Clupeidae. The transcript has 6 exons. The record is from RefSeq and is a predicted model, not a curated record. Gene Ontology annotation, biological process: endoplasmic reticulum to Golgi vesicle-mediated transport. The coding region runs from base 218 to 655 and encodes 145 amino acids.
UACAGCAUUCUUUAGAAGAAGAAAAACACAUUAUCAGCUUGUCAACUAACUCAUAUGUUGAGCUGGGUAAGGAGCCAACUUAAAAAACAACGUAGAACACCUAAGAUAUCCUCGCCAUGAUUAGAAUAGAACGAUUAAUGGAUGCCCAUGGCAAACGCAACGGCAUAAACAUUGUUGUUCUCUGAAGGGCCUUCCAAAGGAUUCAGGAAAACCGGAGAUGACCGUUCACAACCUGUACAUCUUCGACCGGAAUGGCACAUGCCUCCAUUACAGCGAAUGGAACAGGAAAAAGCAGGCGGGCAUCUCCAAGGAGGAGGAGUUUAAGCUGAUGUAUGGGAUGCUGUUUUCCAUUCGAUCUUUUGUCAGUAAGAUGUCUCCAUUGGACAUGAAGGAUGGCUUUGUGUCCUUCCAGACAAGUCGCUAUAAGCUGCACUACUAUGAGACACCCACUGGCAUCAAGAUCAUCAUGAACACAGACCUCGGUGUGCCCAACUGCAGAGACAUCCUGCACCAGAUAUACAGCACGCUAUAUGUCGAGUACAUCAUCAAGAACCCACUGUGUGUGUUGGGAGACACUCUGCAAAGCGAGCUCUUCAACAGCCGACUUGACUCCUUUGUCCGCGCCCUUCCCUUCUUCAGUGCCCGUGCCGCCUAGACCUGACCCAAGAUUAUCUUAAACAGUUGGGCAUCCUGCUGUGCACUUCUUUCCGGCCCACAUCACACACUGAUCCCAGCACAGCUACAAAUGUAAAGGUUACGCCAUGCCCUACAGACUAACUGCAACAGAACAUCAAAGUAGAUUGCAUACAAAUAUCACAAUGGCAAUAUGUAUGGUGCUAUGAUGAAGUGGUUAAAUAUUAAAAUUAUAAUCUAUGCCUA